Molecule: messenger RNA, 1552 nt
Organism: Daldinia loculata
Lineage: Eukaryota; Fungi; Ascomycota; Sordariomycetes; Xylariales; Hypoxylaceae
Exons: 2
Coding region: 1-1488 (495 amino acids)
Source: RefSeq, a predicted model, not a curated record
AUGGCUCCAGAACAAGGGCCAAUGCGGCUUGACGAAUUGCCUACGAUUCCGUCGUCCAUGGAUCCCAUAUUAACUAGUUCAAUGGUUUAUCAAUCCCUGAUUAGUGUUGGAGAGACCGCAGCCCUCCCAGAGCGUACUCGAUCCCUAAAUAUUAACGACAACCACCCUCCUGGGCCGGAUGAGGUUCUAGGUUUAGAUAAUGACAGGACAAGGGUUAUACCAGCCUCUCCCAUCCGCGCAAAUGUGAAACGGAGAAGAUCCGUCGUAUCUGCCCCUGGAGAUAUCCUGGGGCGUCGAUUAUCAAGGAGGAGUAGCCCGACCGCGCUAAGUCAUAGAGAUGAUUUAUACCGUCCUCGUAACGAUGAAGUAUUAAGAGUGCAUCAUAAGGGAAUUCAAACCCCUAAGCGGACAAAUAGUGCAAAUCAUCGAUCUAGAAAGCGAGGAACAUCUUAUCCUGACGGUGCUGAGUCGCGAAAGAGGCAGAGGGUAGACGACGAUGAUACGCCAUUCACCAAGCCGACAAUCAAAAGGACUGGGAGCACUAAGAAGUCCCAGGGAGUGACUAUACCGCAGCUGCCGCUGACUGGGCAAGUGGAAUACAAUGAAAACGGCGGGCAAGUGACAUAUGAGCGAAAGGGUGCAUUUCGACUGAGGACAGAUAAAGGAAAUGAUAAAUUUCGCUCCCUCAAGCCUCGUGGUCAACCAGAACCACCCUGGCGAGCAGGCGAUGGAUUCUCAGGGGAUGAAGCUAGACCGAGCUUCUUGUUCUUUAUGACCGGUACGCACAAGCAAAGAAGACCCGAUUUACUUCCGGGUAUGGGCAAACUCCAACUAGAAAGCGAGGUUGCCAAUAAAGACGACGUGCGUGGAUCAAGACUCAGUGGCUCGAAGGUCCAACAUUCAACACCGACUCAACGUGAGAUAAAAAACCGGCGUGGCAUAGCAAAAGACGUCUGGCCUACCAAGAAAAACUUUGUAGAGGAGUUGGGACCGCGACACCGGAAAUCUACCACUCUAGAAAACCAGGGAGCUAUCUCUCCUAGCAUGCUGACCAAGCCUACUUUCUUAACUCGUCAAAACCAAGAUAUGUUCUCGUAUAAAACUUUGACGCCACGGAAAAGAAAACAUUCGGAUUUCGAGAAUUUUGGACGAUAUUUGAAGGAAAGCAGCGGGCCGCAUUUUAUUGCUAACGUAGGGUAUCGGAGAUCAGAGAUGCAUUAUAUCAAGCAGUCAAAGCCGGGGGACGAAGCAUACGAGCAUGAAGAAGGAUACGAAGCAGAUCAAGAAGUAAUGACUAUACCUUUAACGUAUAAUGAGAGUGAGAUCGACGAGGAUGAAGUGCUUGAAAAAGAUAGCUAUGCAGGUACACCUAAUAGCUCCCGGAGCCGAGAGUCUAGCGCUAUGGAUUCGGCCAUUUUUGUUCUUGGCGGCAUAGAGAAGGAGACCGGGCCGGGAUCUCCGGAACUUGGGGACAGCAGACCGGGUUAAUAGAUGGGCGUCUACAUCUGGCCAUGUUAUACCCUGUAAGCACUUCGAUUUUACUCGAUUCAAA